This is a messenger RNA of Brassica napus (rape), 1461 nucleotides long. RefSeq names its product protein PHLOEM PROTEIN 2-LIKE A9. The transcript is spliced from 3 exons. NCBI's taxonomy places the organism in Eukaryota, Viridiplantae, Streptophyta, Magnoliopsida, Brassicales, Brassicaceae. The record is from RefSeq and is a predicted model, not a curated record. Bases 639 to 1358 code for a protein of 239 amino acids.
ACGAACAGGGCCUAAAACAAAUAUAAACACAAUUGCUGUGAUGAAUGAAUUUGAUGACUCUUGGGUGACAGAAGAGUCACCCAAGAAAAGAAAGCUGUUUCGUUGGAGCCUCUAUCUCAGAUGGAAGAAGACAAGUGCAGUUCGAAAGCUGCUGGUAAACAACCGGACGCGGCACAAGUGAUUGAUGAUUGAGAGAAAGUAUGCGGACUGAUAGAAGAAAAUAUUAAACGCCAAUGAAGUUUUGUCUCUGUGCCUGCUUAUCUUUUCUGUGUGUGUAUUGAACUAAUGAAACUUGAGUAGUUUCUGUUAUAUUCUUCUACUUGGGAGCUCAAAGAUUAGUUUAUUCAGAUUAACCAAACUUUUUUUUUCUGUUGAAAGCACUUUUCUCAAAACUGUGGGACUCUUUCCUGAAACUCACAUAUAAGGGACUUCUGGUUCGGUUUUAUGACAGAACAGACGAUGGUACGAACAUAAUCAAUCUACUAGAUGACCCAAAAACAAUGAGUGUAUUCUUCACUUUUCAAAGUAACUUGAAAUUAAUAUAACAGAACAAAUAACAGUGUCAGCUUGUUUUCAAAAAGUACAUUGUUUGAUUUUCAGAUUCGCAUUUGAGAUAAAGUGCAGCAAGCUGUGGAUAUAUGCUUUGCCUUUCAUUGCCUCUUGUUCAAGCAUUUUUAUUUUACUUUGUCCCUCCUCCAACUGAAGAAACGUUAAAGAAUUUGCGUAAAUUACUGAUUUCUCAUUCUUCUGUCACGAUCUUUUAUAUUUGUUCUACCUUUUUUCCCUAUAUAAAUCUCAUUUCGAAAGAUGCGUUUUUUUCCAAAGCAAUGUCCUCACAAAAGAGUUCGCAUUACAUGGCAGACUCCAAGAUGGAACUUGAUACCAAUAGAAAAGCAUGGAUUUUUCAACCGAGUGGUCUUAAUUUCGUUUGGGGAGGUGACUCAAGAUAUUGGGUUAUCCCUAAAGAACCACGGGUGCCUGCUGAGAUGAAGAUGGUGAGUUGGUUAGAAGUAACCGGUUCGUUCGAUAAGACUGAACCCGGGAAGGCAUACCAAAUCGGUUUCAAAAUCUCGUUUAAACCGGAGGCUACCGGUUGGGACGGAGCCCCACUCGCCAUGUCUGCUAAAAUCGGAAAGAAAGGCAAGACGGUGUGGAAAAAAAUCAAAUCUGUUAACCAGAACAAAGGCGGGUCCGAACCGGUCAAUAUACCUGACGAAUCUGAUGGCCAGUUCGAAAUCUCGGUUAGCCCCACAGCGGAUAACCAAGAUACCAAGCUUCAGUUUGGUCUCUAUGAGGUGUGGACCGGACGAUGGAAGACCGGUUUGUUGAUCCAUGAAGCCUUUGUUCAACAAGUGUAAGUCAUUGUUGGAAACACAAAUCUUAUUGUAACUAAAGUUCCACCGAUUAUUCAUAUAAUAUAAUAAUGUAACUCAAAGAGGUAAAAGCCAUAUAGCAAUAUGA